CUGAGAGCUUAUAAUAGAGUCUUUAAUGGGAAGUGAAGAAGCUAAAGAUCCAUUGAAAGGGGUUGAUUGGAAAGCAAUUGGUAGUGAGUUGCAGAAGGACCCCACUGCCAGUAAUAAACCUGUUAUAAAGAAACGACUUCCUAAGAAGAUUAGACAAAUUCCGGACUGUUAUUUCCUUCCUCGAAUGCCCACGCCUUCCACUAUUGCCUUCUAUGGAGCCUACGUUGCGGGUGGAAUCGGUGCUGGGAUGCUGCUGGAAGUCUGGAUAAACAACAAGAUUAAAGGUGUCAGAUCAAGGAUGAGGCUUGCUAGUCUGACAAGGAAUACUGCGCAGCAACAAAGAAUUGGUAUUGCCUUUCAAAGACAGAAGCAGAGAGUGAGGCUUUUGAGUUUGCAAAAAAGUCUGGGCUUGAUGUUGUUACUGUUUGUCGUACUGUCAUAUUGGGGCCACUUCUGCAGUGCACCAUCAAUGCUAGUAGCAAGAGGGAUACUACUCUCUGGAAAACAAAAUUCGAAAGAUAGUUGAUGUGCGCGAUGUAGAUGGGGCACUGCUUCUGGUGUAUGAGAAGCAAGAGGCUGAAGGAAGGUACAUAUGCACAGCUCACACGAUCAAGGCACGUGAUCUUGUUGAUAAGUUGAGAAGUAUGUUUCCUCAAUACAAUUAUCCUAAAAGGUACGUCUCUUGCUGCAGCGGAAUAUGUAGCAUCUUCUAGUCUAACCCUUUAGGAAUUUGUAUGUUACUUCAUCAUCAUUAUUAUACAUGGCUUGGGAUUUUUCAUGUAUGAUUUUCUUCUUUGUGAUCCUCAAUCACUUGUGCAAUGGUAGCUUUAAUGAGGGAGGGGAGGAAGAUACGAUUAGUUCAGAGAAAUUACAAAGGCAGGGGUGGAGUUAUCGGCCAUUGGAAGAAACUCUUGUGGAUUAAUAUAUAAAACAGCCUUUUGGUUGUGAUUUUAAUUUCUGUUCGCUAUGUGCUCUAGUUUCCUCCUGGUCGCAUGAAAGUCCCUACUUGUUGUGUUCAACAGUUUCAAAACAAUAAUGUCAUACAACUUGCAUUUCUUUCAUGCUAAACAUAGCGACUAAACAGAGAGAUGUUUGCAUGUUUAUGAAUAGAACUAUUCUUAUUUUUGAAAGGUUGGGUAAUGUUUUGUGAAUGAACAAAAACCAUAAAAUCCUCACAUUCUAUCAA
This is a messenger RNA of Gossypium raimondii (Peruvian cotton), 1186 nucleotides long. RefSeq lists its product as uncharacterized. The record is from RefSeq and is a predicted model, not a curated record. The coding region runs from base 26 to 526 and encodes 166 amino acids. Lineage: Eukaryota; Viridiplantae; Streptophyta; Magnoliopsida; Malvales; Malvaceae. The transcript is spliced from 3 exons.